This is a messenger RNA of Clunio marinus, 4941 nucleotides long. NCBI's taxonomy places the organism in Eukaryota, Metazoa, Arthropoda, Insecta, Diptera, Chironomidae. The record is from the annotation of a GenBank genome assembly.
AGUUUAUGUGUGUGAUUAAACAGUCAAAGUCAUAAAAUUAUUUGUGAAAGCCACGAAAACAAAAAUAACUAAAAAAUGGACAAGCCAAGAACAACUUUUCAAAAGAUAAUUUUUUGUUUGAGACAUAUAAAAAGAAUAUUCAGAAAUGCAAUUUGCUCGCUUCUUUGUCAAAGAAGCAAAGAAAUGAGUUCAGAAGGAAAAACUGUCAGUGUUACUAUCAAUUAUCAAGCUUUUGAAGACAGCAAACUCUAUCGACUUAAAAAGUCAACAAUUCUUCAUGUUGUUCCAGGCGAAUCAUUGCUAGGAAAGCGAAUUUCAAUUCAAACGAAUUAUCCUUCAAAAGGAAAUGAUUUUGUUCGAACGAAAUUCGUCGGUUUGGAAUGGUUUUCACGUUAUGGCGAAAAAGUUUCCAACGAUGACAAUUUCGCCGAAAUCAGAGAUUUGGAGAUGUAUUGUCAUGUGACGAUGUUGCAUUCAGGAACAUUUAAAUUUAAUAUUCUUGAAGAAGAUAAAAAAUCAGACGGCCCUUGUGGAUCGAUUUAUUGUCAAGUUGAACCCGACAUUUACAUUGGACGUGACCGUCAAAUCUUAAAGCUUGAAUCGAUUCGUUGUCAAACAGUUUUAUCGAAAUGUCUUGGACCUUUGAAGACGUGGGAAGAGAAACUCCGUGUUGCUAAAGAGUCUGGGUAUAACUUAAUUCACUUCACUCCAGUUCAAGAGUUGGCUGGAUCAAGAUCAGCUUACUCGCUUGCAGAUCAAUUGAAAAUUGACCCGGGAUUUGGUAAUGUCACAUACGAAGACGUAGGAAAAGUUGUCAAUAAGCUUCGUGAUGAAUGGGGAAUGGCUUCAAUAUGUGACAUCGUUUUGAAUCACACUGGAAAUGAAUCAUUGUGGUUGUUGGAUCAUCCCGAAGCGACUUACUCGUGCAAUACUUGCCCACACCUUCGACCAGCUUUCAUGCUUGACAUUUUAUUAGCUAAAAUCGGUGAAGACGUCAACAAAGGAAAUCUUGAAAUGGAUGGAUGUCCAUCAGUUGUUGAUUGUGAAGAUCAUAUUCAAGCAUUACGACAUCAACUGGUUACAAAAUAUCUUCCAAUGAUUAACAUUCAUGAAUUUUAUCAAAUUGAUGUUGAAUUGUUCUUCACAAAAUUCGUUGAUGCUAUACGUUCACAACCACCACCAUCACAACAAACUAAAGAAGUGUCUCCAUCUGACCUUAAAUUCGUAUUGAAAGAUGAUUAUCGACGAAAAGGCGUCACAAUCGAUCUUGAUGUUGCUUUGACAAUCUUCAAUGUGUUUAGAAAUGAUUGUUUUGAUGAAGAUAAUCGAAUCAGGAAGUGUGGAGAAGGAUUUCGUAAGACGUUAGAAGAUUACAACGCUCGUAUGAAGUGUGAGAUUGACGGGCACAUGAAAUGCGCUGUUGGCAAUGCUUUGGCUGGUGUUCGUUAUGAACGAGUUCAACAUGAUGGUCCACAAUUUCGCACAAUUGAUUUUGGUCAUCCACUUUUCGUUCCUUACUUCACUCACACUGGUUGUAAAGAUAAAUCGUUGGAAGUCAUUGAAACGAUGAUGUAUGAAGAUGCUGGAAAGUUUUUCAUGGGUCACAAUGGUUGGAUAAUGGGCGGCGAUCCACUCAAUGAUUUCGGACGACCACAAUCAGGAACAGGAAAUGUUUACUUAAGACGAGAAUUAAUUGCAUGGGGUGACAGUGUCAAGUUGAGAUUCGGUGACAAACCAGAAGAUAAUCCUUAUUUAUGGGCGAGAAUGAAAGAAUAUGUCGACACAACAGCGAAAUAUUUCAGUGGCGUUCGUUUAGAUAAUUGUCAUUCAACACCAUUACAUGUCGCUGAAUAUUUGAUUGACAGUGCAAGAAAAGUUAAUCCCGAACUUUAUGUCGUUGCUGAAUUGUUUACCAACUCGCCAGAUGCUGACAACAUUUUUGUGAAUCGUUUGGGAAUAACAAGUUUGAUUCGAGAAGCUUUGUCAGCUUGGGAUUCUCAUGAAGAGGGUCGACUUGUUUACUUGUAUGGUGGCGAACCAGUUGGCGCUUUCUUUAACAAUCCAAAUCGUCCAUUAGCACCAAACAUUGCACAUGCAAUUUUCUUCGAUCAGACUCAUGAUAAUCAAUCUUACAUUGAAAAGCGUUCAGUUUUUGAUUUGGUUCCAUCAGCGGCGCUUGUUUCCAUGGCUUGUUGUGCGACGGGAAGUAAUCGAGGCUUUGAUGAGCUUGUUCCCCAUCACAUUCACGUCGUAAAUGAAGAGCGACAGUAUCAAGAAUGGGAGAAGCAAGUGAGUGAGAAAAGUGGAAUUAUUGCAGCAAAACGUGCUUUGAAUGACUUGCAUGGAUUUCUCGGCACAAAAGGAUUCAAUCAAGUGUUUGUUGAUCAAAUGAAUCCCGACAUUGUUGGCGUGACAAGACAAAAUCCGAUCACAAAUGAAUCAUUUAUUUUAAUCGCACAUACAGCUUUUGGAUAUCCACACGCGAAUUCUGGUGCAACUCAUGUUCGUCCUUUGAUUUUUGAAGGGAAACUUGAAGAAAUUUAUCUUGAAUGUGAGAUUCGAAGUAGAAAGAUUGAACCGUUUGCACGGCCAGAAGAUUUUAAGAAGAAUCCGACAUUUAUUAAUGGUCUUGAUGAAUAUGAUGUGACAAUUAGUAAAAACAUUCAAUUAAAUGACUCGAGAAUUUUUGAUAAAACACCGAAAAUCAGUGGAAACUCGACGCAACUUGAUUUGGUAAAUUUAAAGCCUGGAUCGGUUGUUGUUGUUCGCGUGUCACCACACGAUGAAGUGUCGAUCAAAUUGAAGAAACUCAACGAACUUAUCAUCAACUUGCAAUCAGAAAAUGGAACGAAGUUUAAAGAAAUUCAAUCAAUCAUCUCGAAUCUUUCACUUGUUGAUUUAAAUCUUGCACUUUUCUCAUGUGAUCAGGAAGAACGUGAUCGUGGAUUUGGCUUUGAAGCUUAUGACAUUCCUGGGUUUAAGCGAUUGGAAUACGCGGGAUUUCAAGGUGUGUUGAGUCUUUUAUCACACAUCAGUCCAUCGAAUGAUCUCGGACAUCCUUUGUGUGGUAAUUUACGAAGUGGAAAUUGGUUGAUUGACUACAUCAGUGACCGAUUAAAUCAAACGGAUAGCACAAAGAAACUUAGUGAAUGGUUGAAAGAAAAUUUAGAAGCAAUGAAAGGAAUUCCACGUUAUCUCAUCCCAGCAUAUUUUGAUGCAAUCAUUACUGGCGUUUAUGGCUUGUUAAUUCAACGUGUCUUGUCACAAAUGCCAAAUUACAUUAGCAAAGGUUCAAUCUUUCCUCAAUUGUUAGCUAUCAGUUCAUUACAAUUUUUAGCGCCAGUUAAGUCAGCGCCGUUGCCAGAUUUAAGUCCUAACGUGUCUAAUCCAAAGCCACCGAAAUUAUGCACAACAUUAGCAGCUGGUUUAGAACAUUUUGUGACUGGUUAUAUGAGAUGUUGGGGUCGUGACACUUUCAUUUCUUUGCGUGGUUUAAUGUUAAUCACUGGAAGAUAUGAUGAAGCUCGUUACAUAAUUCUCGCUUUUGCUGGAACGUUACGACAUGGCUUGAUUCCAAAUCUUCUCGAUGGCGGAAAGAGUGCUCGAUAUAAUUGCCGGGAUGCUGUUUGGUGGUGGCUUUAUUGCAUUCAAGAAUAUAUAACGGAAGCACCAAAUGGAAAAGAAAUUUUGAAAGAAAAAGUCUCACGUUUGUAUCCACAAGAUGAUUCACCAGCUAUGCCAGCUGAUGGAGCUAACGAUCAACUUCUUCAUGACGUCAUGCAGGAAGCACUCAAUGUUCACUUCCAAGGUCUUGUUUUUCGCGAAAGAAAUGCUGGAAAAAGAAUUGACGAACAUAUGACUGAUGUUGGAUUUAACAAUCAAAUUGGAAUUAAUCCAGAAACUGGAUUUGUGUUUGGUGGAAAUGAUGCAAAUUGUGGAACAUGGAUGGAUAAAAUGGGAUCGUCAGAGAAAGCGAAGACGAAAGGUAUUCCAAGUUCACCUCGUGAUGGUGCUGCUGUUGAACUUGUUGGUCUUCAAGCAAGUGUUUUAAGAUUCUUAGAGAAAUCUUCUGAUUAUCCUUACAAGUCGGUGGAAAGAAAAAAUCCCAACAGCGAUGUGAAAAUUGUUUGGACAUUUAAAGAGUGGGCGGAAAGAAUUGAGAAGAAUUUUGAGAAAUUUUUCUAUGUUAGUGAGAAUGACACAAAUCCACUCGUUCAUAAGCGAACAAUCUACAAAGACACGCAUGGUGCCAGCAGAAACUUUGCAGAUUUUCAACUUCGUUGUAAUUUUCCGAUUGCUAUGGUUGUUGCACCUCAGUUGUUCGACCCGAAUCAUGCGUGGGAGGCUUUGGAGGUUGUUAGAAAAUAUCUUUUGGGACCGCUUGGAAUGAAGACAUUGGAUCCUGAUGACUGGUCGUAUCGUCCAAAUUAUGAUAAUUCAAAUGACAGUGAAGAUGGAAAAGUAGCUCAUGGUUAUAACUACCAUCAAGGCCCUGAAUGGCUUUGGCCCAUUGGUUAUUACUUGAGAGCUCGUCUCAUCUUUGGUAAAAAGCUUGGAAAGCUCAAGGAAGUUGAAGCAGAAACCUGGAAAAUUCUCACUGCCCAUUUGAAAGAGCUGCGUACAUCUCCAUGGCGUGGUCUACCUGAGUUGACCAAUGAUCAUGGUUCAUUCUGUCACGACUCUUGUCGUACUCAAGCUUGGAGUGUUGCUACAGUUCUUGAGAUCCUCUACGACUUAGAACAACGCAAGUGAAGUCAAAAUAAACGCCAUAAAAUGCUUAAAGCUUUUGCUUCGAUGUUGAUUGAAUAUAUUUUGUUAAAAGUUCUUUAAAAACUGUUUCUUGUUAAUUUCUUAAAUACUCGUCAUUAUACUUAAAUAUUUACAAAGUUCACUCGAAUAAAAACUUCUUUUUUGUUUUGUUUAAUGAAACUUGCCGUAAAA